Messenger RNA from Penaeus chinensis, 207 nucleotides. Its product is annotated as protein PXR1-like. The transcript is spliced from 3 exons. The annotation marks the transcript as partial. NCBI's taxonomy places the organism in Eukaryota, Metazoa, Arthropoda, Malacostraca, Decapoda, Penaeidae. The record is from RefSeq and is a predicted model, not a curated record.
AAGAAAAGAAGGAGAAGAGAAGAAAAAAAAGAAGCAGAGGAAAAGGGAAAAAAAAAAAAAAAAGAAGAAAAACAGAAAAAGAAAAAAGAAGAAAAAAAGAAAAAAAAAAAGAAGAAGAAAAAAAAAGAAAAGGGAAAAAGAAAAAAGGGUUCUUGGGGGCGUGUUCCCAAGGGGCCUUUCCGGGGCAAGAGACCCCGGCAUGCGUGA